AUGGCCGCCUCUCCAGCUCAGCCAGCCCUGUGGCAGCGCCUGCUGCCGCCCUGGGGCACCCCUGCCAGGUCCCAGGCCGGCAGCAGGAGCAGCCGGGGCGGGGCGCCGGCCGUGGCUCUCACCGCCGCCACGUGUGCCGCCGCCCCGCUGCUGCCAGGCAUCCCCGAAGACCGCCCCAGCCGGCGCAAGCGCCUCUUCUGCUUCGGCUUGCUAGCAUCCCUGGUGGUGGGGGUGGGGGUGGCCAGCGUGGUGCUGGGCAGCCAGCACAACAGCAGCGCCGCGGUCGCAAGCAGCGACAGCGCGGCCGCUGCCGGCGCGGCCGCCGCCGGCGACCAAGGCGGCGGCACCAGCAGCGGCGGCACCAGCAGCGGCAGCAGCACGGAGCAGAGCGGCGGCGGAGGAGGCGAGGGCGAGGAGGCAGGCGGCGAAGGAAGCGGCGGCCAGGGCGGCGAGCAGGAGGGCAGCACCGAGAGCGAGGGCGGGAUUGACGAGGGUGGCGACGAUGGCGGCGGCGGCGGGCAGGAAGCCGCGGCGCCGGCCGCCAGCGAGCAGGGCCUCGCCGAGGGCGGCGGCGUGCCCGCUCCCACCACCGAAUGGGCUGGCGCCAGCCCGUGGGAUGGCUCCGGCAGCGACGCCUGGGACAGCGGCGAGGAGGAGGAGGAGGGCAAGGGGGAGGCGCCAGCCACAGAGAAAGGGGAGGGAGAGGCCGGAGCGGCACCCAGCGAAGAGGGCAGCACGGCGGGCGGCAAAGCGGGCUACACCCUCCGCUUCCUGGCGGUCGGCGACUGGGGGCGCCAGGGCGGCUCCAACCAGAGUGAGGUGGCGGAGUUGAUGGGGAGGGUGGCGGCCGCCGACCCUCCAGCCCAGUUUGUGAUCAGCACAGGCGACAACUUUUACGAGCACGGCCUGCAGUGCCUUGGUACGCGGUCCUCGGUGAGCAACCACGACUAUUGCGACUCCGCGCCCAACUGCUCCCGCGGCAUGCCCAGGUGCAAGUACUCGCCUCUGCACCAGAUGAACCUGGCGCUGGCCAGCCGCGAGAGCAGCCGGCGGUGGCACCUUAAGCGCACCUACACAGAGUCCUUUGCCGACGGGAAGGUCCAGCUGUUCUUCGUUGAUACCUCACCCUUCAUCCUGCGGUACUACGACAAGAGCAACAGCUGGAGCCGGUGCACGGGCGGCCUGUGGACGCAGUCGUGGGAGGAGCAGCUGCUGCUGCUGGAGCAAGAGCUGGCGGCAUCCAUGGCAGACUGGAAGCUGGCUGUGGGGCACCACCCCACGUAUUCCAACGGCCACCACGGCAACAACAGCGAGGUCAUCGCACACCUGCAGCCGCUGUUUACGAAGUACGGGGUGCAGGCCUACCUGUGCGGGCACGACCACAACCUGGAGCACCUGGCCGUCCAAGGCUACAACGUCAUCGUGUCGGGCGGCGGCAGCGAGUCGGGGCGCGAGAAGGUCGGCUCCGCCUUUUCCCACUACUACUACCCCUACUCGGGCUUUGUGUCGCUGCUGGUGGACCCUGAGGAGAUGGUGGUGAAGUUUUACACGCUGGAGGAUGAUGACCUGCCUGCGCACACCACCCUCAUCACGCGGGCCGGCGACUCGAUGCGGCGGCCGUGA
This is a messenger RNA of Chlorella variabilis, 1623 nucleotides long. RefSeq lists its product as hypothetical. The coding region runs from base 1 to 1623 and encodes 540 amino acids. NCBI's taxonomy places the organism in Eukaryota, Viridiplantae, Chlorophyta, Trebouxiophyceae, Chlorellales, Chlorellaceae. The record is from RefSeq and is a predicted model, not a curated record. The transcript has 11 exons. Gene Ontology annotation, molecular function: ferrous iron binding; acid phosphatase activity; ferric iron binding.